CUCCAGCAAACCUAACCUAAUUGAAUUUCACACAUUCUACCCAUUCUGCAUUCUGACCCGAAUAACUAGGUCUCCUCUAAUUACACAUGAUAACCCCCCCUCUCUAAUUCGGGCUGCCCUAACCUAACUUAGACGGACCGCGGUGUACACUAGCAUCUCCCACUUGCUCGUUUGCUUCUUCGCUUACAUUUUUAUAUCUCCAUAUCUCUAUAUCUCUAUAUUUCCAAAGUCCAAAUACAUCUAAAUACAACCUGUGGAAGUUAGCGGAUCUUACAAUACUUGCAAGAAAACAAACAAACGUAAUUCUUCUUUAGUGUCACCGAACGUUCGAGGCCCUCUUGCCAUAGCCCCCUUCUCAUAGCCCUUCUUAUUGGUGUGCUAGUUUGCUGCUAGCUGGCGUCCACUGGUUUUCCUGCAACAGCUCUUCUAAGAGGAAGAAGGAAGAGAAGGCAAAACAAAACCAGUGCUCCUAAGAGAGGCAAAGAGGUAACUUAUUUUUACUUCGCCCCUUGCGUAAGGACUUCGCGAAUGUUGCAGCUCGAUUCAUGGCCGCCGACUAGUAAAACCUUAAUAACUCACCUGCCGGAUUCAUUCUCCCUCCCUCUAAUCCUUAGCGACCGAUCGACCGUAUAUUGUAGCUCAUGGGCCUUCUUCUAUUCGUGCCCUCUGCUCCGGCGAUAUGACGCCUCUAGAUGCCUUGAGCACCCCGAGUCCUAUGCCCCCCAUAUCUACGAUCCCGGAAUCCCCCUCUCCUCCAGAGUCUCCUCCAGAGAUCCUCCCGCUGCCGAAUCGGACCCCGGACGACAACGACGACAACUAUCAGCCGCCCGCCUGCUCAACCGAGCAGUCUUAUUUCCCUUGGGAUGGCGACCCUCUCUCCGCUAGUACCAAUCGCUUGUUGCGAGAUAACCAUAACAUGUCGCCGAUGAAGGAAAAGCGAUCCGCUUCAGCUAGUCCUCUGAGACUGACGAUGCCCUUCAUAUCCCCCGGCCAGCUCGCCUUCUCCGCUAUGCAAUUUUUACCCGUGCCUCUGCUGGUCCUAAAUAACCUGAAGACUGUUGUCCUAGCAAACGAAGCUAUGGGAAAGAUGUUAGGCAUGGUGGGCGACUCGCCUCCACCGAUGGACGACCCGGCUAUAAUUUGCGAGUCCCUCCGCGGGCAGACUCUCUCGCAGAUCGGCAUCGACAUGGUGCAGGAUGGUAGACCGGUCUGGGUUUCGUGGGACUAUUUCUUGGAUGAAUUAGUGCUCGAGAUGGGCGCGAGGCAGGCAACAGGAGGCCCGGCAUCGCAUACUAAUCAUGCCAAUGGUGCCAAUGGAGCCAAUGGAGAGGCCGCAGGUACGGCAGACGGUGCGAAAGUAGAGCCGCCCUGUGGCAAUCUGGGCAAGCCGGCAACAGAUUCUGUUGUUGAUGUCGUGGUGCUCCCCAAGAGUAUAAACUUAUCGGAAAUGCCAAAAUCGAAGCGAGCUGAGCUUCAGACAUAUGCCAAGAUGAUAAUUACGAUAUGGGAGAUUGAAAACCAUCAGACCUACUAUACUUUGACCUUCACCAAUACAGGCUCGGGACCCUCGUCCAUCCCGAGUAGACGAGUUCGUGUCGCCCGACCUUCUACGCUCGAGGCCGCUGAGCGUAAAUCCAUCCUAAAUUCUAACCCCCCUUCUCUCGGCUCCGGUCACUCUUCCAGCUCUCCCUCAUUCACCAAUAGUCCUAGCUCGGUCUCGGUCUCGGCAAGCCUGUUUCCACCUAUGGGGCCCCCGUCCCGUUUGCCUCCGUCAAGCACUCCGUCGUACCUCCAGAAGAUGAUUGUUAUUAAGGAUGCGCUUCUCGAUAAGACCGAAACACCGAUAUUGUCUAUGUGGGUGGACGGUAGUGCCCCAGUUAUGAAUAGAGCAGCCCGAGACCUCUUUAAGAACGUCACCGGAGAGGAGUGUAACGAUGGAAACGAUAUGCUGUCUCGGUGCGAGAUUUGGGACGGAGACUUUACAAGAAAGUAUGCCCCGUCUGAGCUUCCCAUUGCCGUACUUUUACGAGAUCGAAAACCAUUUUCUGCGUGGAGAAUCGGCAUGCAUGACAGGACGAAAGAAACUAAAAUUGUAUACGACGUGCUGGGCGAACUGAUUACUAGCGACGAGACUGGAGAAGUCAUUGCUGGUAUUAUAACUUGCCGAGACGUAACUCAUCUAGCCCAGGAGAUCACGGAUAUAAAGGUCGCGGACGAGGAAAGGUUCAAACUAAUAUGCGACACCAUGCCUCAAAUGGUCUGGACAACCACAGCUAACGGAGUACCUGAUUUCUUUAACCGUCGCUGGUACGAUUAUACGGGUCUGUCGGUUGAAGAUUCCCUGGGUCACGGUUGGAAAAACCCGUUCCACCCCGACGAUAUGCUUGCCACAUGGAAACGAUGGGAGCAUAGCCUAGCUACGGGGGAAGCUUACGCUACCGAAUACCGAUGCCGUAGCAAGGAUGGUGAGUGGAGGUGGAUGCUAGGACGUGCGUUGCCGCUGAGAAAUAAACGCACAGGUCGGAUCGAAAAAUGGUUUGGGACUUUUACGGACGUUCACGAGGCCCUUGAAGCGAAGAUGGCCGCGAAGCAAACUAGAGCGCAACUUCUUAGCGUCCUUACGCAUGCGCAGACAACGAUCUUCUCUGUAGAUCUCGACCUCAAGCUGACGAUGUUGGAAGGCGCGGUGUCUUGGAUCUCGGGGAAGGACAAUACAGCAAGCGAUGAUGCUAACCGGCAUGAUCCGCCGACAUAUGUUGGAAAAUAUAUCGACGAAGUGUUUAUGAGCCUAAACCCGAGCCUACUUCCGAGCGAGUUUUCUGCAUUCCUCGAACCCGUAAGACGUAUACUGUCUGGUGAGCUGACAACAGAGACCGUACACGAACACAAGCUAGAUGAUCGGUUUUACCGCACUAGGUUUCUGCCUCACAUCGAGAAAACCUCGCAGGAUGGUCGGACUAGUAAAAUCGAUAUCAAAGGCGCUAUUGGCGUCGUUAUGGAUGUUACCGAACUAAAAAAGCGAGAGCAAGAUCUGGAAGAGCAGGUCAAAGAGAAGAGACAAUUAAAAGCCAACGAAGCAGCAGCCAAAGAAGCAAGCCGCCUAAAGAGCCAAUUCUUAGCAAAUAUGUCUCAUGAAAUUAGAACACCGAUUACCGGCGUAAUAGGGAUGGCUGAGCUUCUUCUAGACUCGCCUCUAGACGACGAACAGCGGGAAUAUGCAGAGAACCUAAGUCGGUCCGCGAAUGCCUUAUUAACCGUCAUCAACGACAUUUUGGAUUUCUCUAAAGUCGAGUCUGGCCGCCUCGAUAUCGAAGAAGUCCAGUUCUCCCUCUCCGUGGUAGUGCAAGAUGUCUCUAAGAUGCUGAGUUUCGCAGCUGGGAGGAAGAAUCUGGAUUUUCGCUCUGAUAUAUCGAACGACAUCGAGAACGACCUCGUAGUUCUUGGUGAUCCGGGCCGCGUCCGGCAGAUUAUUACGAAUCUACUUACUAACAGCAUCAAGUUCACCAGCGGUGGUUACGUUAAAUUCUCUGUAUGGAAAGAAAAAGAGACAAACGACGUAAUUGAGAUAAAAUUCGUUAUUGAGGACACUGGUAUCGGAAUCGAAGAAGACGUUCUGAAACGUCUAUUCCAGCCAUUUAGCCAAGGAGACCCCUCUACAGCUAGGAAAUUUGGAGGGACAGGGUUGGGAUUGACGAUCUCGAAGAAUCUGGUCGAUCUAAUGCGUGGAAGGAUUACGCUGGAAUCCACGAUCGGCAAUGGCACCACUGCGACAUUCUGGAUACCAUUUAACAAACCGCAGACUCCGCAGAGGGAUGCGCUCGUCGAUAUUGGUCGCCUACCCGAGCGACUACAGUCCGAGAUGAGCGUUUCGUGUAAUAGUUCGGAACAUGAAUAUUUCUUAGGAACGCCGCCGGCAGACCUAUUACAGGGCGCGCUAGAUAAGCCCAGGCGGCAUCGAAAGAGACCUGCUAAUUUACUGGCGCCGUUCGCUUUUGAAAGCGAAGACCUCCCCAGAUCCGAACGUGCCAAGGUGCAAAUACUUGUUGUCGAGGAUAACGCGGUCAACCAACAGAUCGCAACUAAGACUAUCAGGAAACUUGGCUUCAACGUUUGUGCGGCCUGGAAUGGCAAGGAAGCGCUUGAAUAUCUCGAGGCGUGCAGGGAGGGAAGGUUCGUUAAGCCAGAUAUCAUCCUGAUGGACGUACAGAUGCCCGUGAUCGACGGAUAUAAGUGCACGCACAUACUGCGGCACCACGUACCAUACAAGAGCUACACUAAUGACGUGCCCAUUGUGGCCAUGACUGCUUCGGCGAUACAAGGAGACAGAGAAAAGUGCACGAAAGCCGGUAUGGAUGACUACCUGUCUAAGCCUGUGAAGAGCAAUAUACUUGAAAGGAUGCUAGUGAGGUGGAGUAAAUCCCGCCGCAAGGUAGAGUCGAUCUCGUCUUCCUCAGCCGACCCGUCUACUUCGGACUGUUCGGAUUCCGCGGGCGGAUGUAUCAGCGCCGACAUACCUACACCAGCCACGUAUGGCGUCUCCAGUCAGAAUCCGAAAACGCCAGAGGAGCGUCCAGAGCAAGGCAGUCUAGAUGGCGCCGGGGAAGACGACCGCACAAAUCUACUAACACCGAGACCGACCAACGCGCGGGCGGGCUCGCACGAGAUCAAUACAUUCCCCUUUGGGAUAUCUAAGCCAUCUAGGCAGCUUAACAGUGAUGAGCUGGCUAUGCAGCUGCGAGAUGAUAAGCUCAUCGACGCCGCAGAUGAUAGCAACGGCAAGAACACGGCAGGACAGCCGCCUAUGUCCCACUCAUUCCCGGGUGGCGAUUCGUUGACGGAAGAGAACGUGCAGAAACUCGAGAAGGUGGGCGCGAGAAGCUCACCCGUUAGGGAGAUAUACGAUUUUGAAGAGACACCGACGUGACCGUAAUGAAAUAAACAGGUCGAUUUUGCUGAUUUCCACCCACAUAUACGAUGAGGGCUUGGGGUUUAGGUUAACUAGGGCUGAUAGCAUCUGAUUCGAGAUAAUCUGUUUUGUCUAGGGAGCUGACUGAUACACGGUUCUGCGCACUCCCUGGUAUCUUUUCUGCGGCCGGCGUUAAAAGAGGAACGGGACCGGGCUGGAUAGGCUGGCAUUGGUUGUUGGCACGGGGGCGGUUAUGACGCAUUUCGCUUCGGAGGGAUAGGCUCACCGGCUUGGGCAGGCGUUGGUGGAUGGGACGGGUCCUACUGUGUGGGCAAAUAGGCGUGCAUGACGGUUGCUUCAAAGGGCUUUUUAUGCAUUGGGGUUGAACGAUCUACCUAGCUUAAUGUCUACAUGUAGCUAGUAACUUACUUACUUACCUGAGGUACCCGUGCUGUUUGCGCGUAUAAGGGGUUACCGUAUUGGUUAUUUAUGGCGCGUGGUGUGGUAUGGCACUUUUGCUUACCCACGCGCCUCUUGGAGUAUAUAGUACCUAGUAAUUCACGAUAGCUUCGCUUCGUAA
Messenger RNA from Daldinia vernicosa, 5486 nucleotides. RefSeq lists its product as uncharacterized. NCBI's taxonomy places the organism in Eukaryota, Fungi, Ascomycota, Sordariomycetes, Xylariales, Hypoxylaceae. Gene Ontology annotation, molecular function: phosphorelay sensor kinase activity; protein binding. The record is from RefSeq and is a predicted model, not a curated record. Gene Ontology annotation, biological process: phosphorelay signal transduction system; phosphorylation. The transcript has 4 exons. The coding region runs from base 680 to 4924 and encodes 1414 amino acids.